Molecule: messenger RNA, 945 nt
Organism: Vombatus ursinus (common wombat)
Lineage: Eukaryota; Metazoa; Chordata; Mammalia; Diprotodontia; Vombatidae
Product: olfactory receptor 1038-like
Biological process (GO): G protein-coupled receptor signaling pathway; sensory perception of smell
Cellular component (GO): membrane
Molecular function (GO): odorant binding; G protein-coupled receptor activity; olfactory receptor activity
Source: RefSeq, a predicted model, not a curated record
AUGUCCCAGGUAAAUAACAGCAUGGUAACUGAUUUCAUUCUUCAGGGAUUUUCUCUUCCUAGAGAGCUGGAAAUUGUCCUCUUUGUGCUUAUCUUUGUGGUGUACAUUAUAACAAUGGUAGGGAACAUUGGCAUGAUCUCACUAAUUUGAUUAGAUCCCAGAUUUCACCCCAUGUACUUUUUCCUCAGUAACUUGGCUUUUGUUGACCUUUGUUACUCUUCCUCAAUAGCCCCCAAGUUCUUGGCAACCCUCUUGACCAAGCAGAAUAGAAUUUCUUUCUAUGCUUGUGCAACUCAGUUAGGCUUUUUUCUCACAUUCUUAAUUUCUGAGAUGCUCUUCCUUGCUAUGAUGGCAUAUGACCGCUAUGUGGCCAUCUGCAAUUCUCUUCUCUACAUGGUAGUUAUGUCUCAGAGGGUUUGUAUACAGCUGGUAAUAGGUCCCUACUUGUAUAGCUUUUCAGUUGCUUUGCUUCACACUGUGGUCACUUUUUGCCUGAUCUAUUGUGGUUCUAAUGUCAUCAAUCAUUUCUACUGUGAUGAUGUCUCACUGAUGGCACUUGCUUGCUCAAACACCAGUCUCAAAGAGAUUUUGAUUUUUAUCUUUGCUGGGUUCAACAUGAUCAGCUCAUUGUUAACUAUAUAUAUAUAUAUAGUCACUGCUAUCUUGAAGAUCCAGUCAACUGAAGGAAGAUGCAAAGCUUUCUCCACCUGUGCCUCUCACCUGACCGCAGUCACUGUAUUCUAUGGGACAUUGAUCUUUAUGUAUCUGCAGCCCAAGUCAAACCACUCCAUGGAUACAGAUAAAAUGGCCUCAGUGUUCUACACAAUGGUGAUCCCCAUGCUGAAUCAUAUGAUCUACAGACUGAGGAACCAAGAAGUGAAAAUUGCCCUUCAGAAAAUGAUUCAAAAGUUACAUUCAUUACUCCUGGCAUAUUUAAAAAAGUGA